Messenger RNA from Suillus subalutaceus, 1031 nucleotides. RefSeq names its product Metallo-dependent phosphatase. The transcript has 4 exons. Gene Ontology annotation, cellular component: endosome; retromer complex. The coding region runs from base 59 to 721 and encodes 220 amino acids. Lineage: Eukaryota; Fungi; Basidiomycota; Agaricomycetes; Boletales; Suillaceae. Gene Ontology annotation, biological process: intracellular protein transport; retrograde transport, endosome to Golgi. The record is from RefSeq and is a predicted model, not a curated record.
CCGAAGCUGAACUUCCCUCCAGGAGUCCAUUAUACGUGAUACUGCUGCUGUGUGCAACAUGGUGCUUGUCUUAAUAAUCGGUGACUUGCACAUCCCACACCGCGCACACGACCUCCCAGCCAAAUUCCGUAAACUGCUUGUUCCAGGAAAAAUUCAACAGAUCCUUUGCACAGGGAAUGUUUGCGACCGCGAGACCUACGAGUACCUGCGCACUAUAGCAGGAGAUGUGUAUGUUGUCCGAGGGGACUAUGAUGAGAGCGCCAGCUUUCCGCCAUCUGCAACCAUAGUGCAUACCCCAAUACGAAUCGGAGUGAUUCAUGGGCAUCAGUGCGUACCGACCGGUGACCUUGAUGCUCUCAGUGCAUUGGCACGGCAAAUGGAUGUAGAUGUGCUCGUUUCAGGGCAUACGCAUACCUUCCAGGCAAUCGAAUAUGAUGGUCGUUUCUUUGUGAAUCCUGGGUCCGCGACUGGCGCAUGGACAGGCUCAUAUAACGGUGAAAUAACGCCAUCCUUUGCGCUCAUGGACAUUCAGGGCGCUGUCGUUGUCACGUACGUAUAUCAGCUCGUGGAAGGCGAAGUCCGUGUCGAAAAAAUCGAGUACCGGAAAGAGGUAGAGGCUCCCAAGCCGACUCAGUCACAGUUGGCAACAUCAAUUCCCCAGAGUGGGGUAACGCCGCAGAAUAUACCGAGUAGUCCUCAGACAGGACAGACAUUUUGGUGAGCAGGGACGUGUAAAAUAUAUUGUGUCAUGUGUAGUUCAGGUGUACCCCUCCCUAACCUAUAUCGAGUCCCGUAUGAACAGAAUUUCUGCGGGCAGAAUUGUGGUUCCUACACCACCUAUAUUGAACAUGUAUUAUAGUGCGGCAGAUAGCGUAUUGUCACGAGUGUGGGGUAUGAUGUCGAGCACUACUCAGUUUCAACAUAAGUUGGCGUGGAUCUCUCGGUGCUACCAAGAAACAGAAAAUGUGGAGUGACUAUUUCACUACUUCUUCGUCUUCUUGCUCUCGACGAAGAGCACACGAGCUUUAACU